Molecule: messenger RNA, 364 nt
Organism: Gilbertella persicaria
Lineage: Eukaryota; Fungi; Mucoromycota; Mucoromycetes; Mucorales; Choanephoraceae
Exons: 2
Source: RefSeq, a predicted model, not a curated record
CCAAAAACAGCGUAAUCAAUUCCAGAAAAAGAAGAUUCAGGUACAAUGCAGAGAUCCAUGCAGAUUCAACGGCCCUGAGCUAAUACAAGAACGCUUAGACCUUGUAACUGAGCAAGGAUUCUCAACAAGAAAAACAGAUUUCAUAAAAGAGAUAGUCAAAAGAAAUGCUCUGAAAUGUGCCAAGUAAUACAAAUCUUAUGCAAAGAAACACCUUCUAAGCCAAAUAAAACGAGAUUAAAGGCCCUUUUUUUUUGCCAAAAGUGCUGAAGCAGUGGUUUGGCAAGCAAAAGAUACACUGCUUGACAUGCUUCCUCAGAUUGGACCAAUUACUUUGUCAAGCCUUCACAAGUAUCUUAUUCCUUGU